Messenger RNA from Haliotis rubra (blacklip abalone), 2770 nucleotides. RefSeq names its product tubulin alpha-1C chain-like. The transcript has 3 exons. Gene Ontology annotation, biological process: mitotic cell cycle; microtubule cytoskeleton organization. Gene Ontology annotation, molecular function: GTP binding; structural constituent of cytoskeleton. Gene Ontology annotation, cellular component: microtubule; cytoplasm. Bases 120 to 1478 code for a protein of 452 amino acids. The record is from RefSeq and is a predicted model, not a curated record. Lineage: Eukaryota; Metazoa; Mollusca; Gastropoda; Lepetellida; Haliotidae.
GUGGUCAGCAGGUUCAAAGUCGCUCACAUAAGACACCUUAUUGUCUCCGUGAGUUACACCUGCCAACUGACUUGCCGGUAUAUUCUCUGUGUCUGACGGUAUUUCCAGGAACCAAGAAAAUGAGGGAAGUGAUCAGUGUCCACAUCGGUCAGGCCGGUGUCCAGAUUGGCAACUCCUGCUGGGAACUGUACUGUCUCGAGCAUGGCAUUCAGAAGGACGGUCGGAUGCCCUCGGACAAGUCCAUUGGGGGCGGGGAUGACUCCUUCAACACUUUCUUCAGCGAGACAGGGUCAGGGAAGCACGUCCCUAGGGCCGUGUUUAUUGACCUUGAGCCAUCAGUUAUUGACGAAAUCCGAACUGGCCCGUAUCGCCAGCUUUUCCACCCAGAACAGCUGAUCACGGGUAAGGAGGACGCUGCCAACAACUACGCCCGAGGCCACUACACCAUCGGCAAGGAGAUCGUCGACGGUGUGAUGGACAGAAUUGGGAAGCUGGCCGACCAAUGCAAUGGACUUCAGGGUUUCCUCAUCUUCCACAGCUUCGGUGGCGGAACUGGCUCCGGGUUCACCUCUCUCUUGAUGGAGAGACUCUCCGUUGACUACGGCAAGAAGUCCAAGCUUGAGUUCUCCGUGUAUCCGGCUCCCCAGGUGUCUACGUCUGUGGUCGAACCCUACAACUCCGUGCUGACCACACACAACACACUUGAGCACUCUGACUGCUCCUUCUUGGUUGACAACGAGGCCAUCUAUGACAUCUGUAGACGUAACCUCGACAUUGAUUAUCCUUCCUACACAAACCUCAAUCGUCUGAUCAGCCAGAUCGUUAGUUCAAUUACGGCCUCUCUUCGAUUUGACGGCUGUUUGAACGUGGAUCUUAACGAGUUCCAGACCAACUUAGUCCCUUAUCCACGCAUUCACUUCCCACUCAGCACCUAUGCCCCGAUUGUCUCAGCGGAGAAGGCUUUCAGAGAGUCAAUGACAGUUUCUGAAAUCACAACUGCCUGUUUCGAGCCCGUCAACCAGAUGGUGAAGUGCGAUCCUCGUCAAGGAAAGUACAUGGCCUGUUGUAUGCUGUACCGAGGUGAUGUCGUUCCAAAAGAUGUAACCGCAGCCAUUGCUAAUAUCAAGACCAAGAGAAGUAUCCAGUUCGUGGACUGGUGUCCCACAGGGUUCAAGGUCGGCAUCAACUACCAGCCUCCAACAAUUGUUCCUGGGGACGACCUGGCCAAGGUACAAAGAGCUGUCUGUAUGUUGAGUAACACCACCGCCAUCGCCGAGGCCUGGGCUCGUCUCGAUCACAAGUUUGAUUUGAUGUACUCCAGAAGGGCUUUCGUUCACUGGUAUGUUGGGGAGGGUAUGGAGGAAGGGGAAUUCGCUGAAGCGCGGGAGGAUCUGGCAGCGUUGGAAAAGGACUAUGAGGAAGUGGGGGCGGACAACGCCGAUACGAUGGGGGACGACUACGACCAGUCCGAGUACUGAGACGGACAUGUGCAAUAUCAAUCACGCGUUGUCAAAAAUACAUGAUAGUGUAUUAUAGGCAGGGAGUUGACAAGUUAUGCCAUUCACAACAACAAAAUGCAACUGUCAACUAUGACUGUUGAUAUAGUCACGUGUUAGUAUUGGAGACUCAAGCACAUCCAGCUCCCAUCCAGAUCAUGCAUGUAGUGCCAUGUGGAGUGAACAUUUACCGAUUACUGAAUUAUUGAAUUGAUGCUUUGGGAAAAGUAGUGUUUUAUCUGUUUUCAAAAAUUGGGAUUACAGUGUAUCUGGACCCUAGUGGUCAUUUACAGCGUUGAUCGAUUCCCAGAUGUGUGGAAUCCUUUCCUGGUGUACCCUGUCGUGACAUCCCUGAGUAGUUAGCAGUUGUUAUCGCUGCAACUGUCUAAAAUUACAUUGAAACUGGAUUUAGACUUAUUGGGCUUAAGUUAGUUGACGCCCAGUUUCAAAAGUUAACCAAUUGAUGAUUUCGAGUUUUGUUAAAAAGGCAAGAAAUGUAAAUUCUCGAGACAUAGGUGGCGCAUUUGGCUCAUUGAGAAAUCCCGUUGCCUUUAGGAUGACGUAACUUUAUGGUCAAUGUAUUUCCUUUUUCUUAAAAUCACGAGUUACACGCACAUUAUCUGUCUCCUUAUAAUAACGCCAGUUAGACGUGGUCGCCAGCUUUCCGUGCCCUGAUGAAACAAGAAAGUUGGGUUGGUAAACAUCAUUUCAUGGAAACAUUUAUAUGUUCAUGCAAAGUCCAAAGUUACAUUUGAGACACGAGUGGUUCUGUCCACAGGGGCGUGUCACGCUUAGAAACAGCGUUAGAAAGAAAUAUAGGUAUAUAGACCCUACCCUAGUACUAUCCUUUUAUAUAGUACUAAGGUAGGGUCUAUAUACCUAUAUGUCUUUCUAACGCUGUUUCUAGUAUUAGGGUAGGGUCUAUAUACCUAUAUGUCUUUCUAACGCUGUUUCCAAGCGUGACACGCCCCUGUGGUUCUGUCGUCACAGGCACCACAUUUCGCUGUGCAGAGUUGCGUCCCUUAGAAGCGCAAGGGUUUGGUCAAUGUGCACUGAAUUCCAAAAUCGACCGGAUUGUAAUCCUUCAUGCGUCAGCACCAUGCCCCGUGUCAUGGGCGUGCCCUUUUCUUCCUGUUACAAAUGAAAUACUCCCCAAAGCAGCGUUAAUUCAAACUCACUUAGUCUCACGCAAAAGUAUUUUAACGGCAUACCAUACGUUUAUACAUAGGGAUAUACAUGUUUUCUUAUAACAAUUAAAACCAAUGCUUACAAAA